GUGUGUCAAUGUUUUGCCUCCAGGGAUCAAGGAUAAUUUGAGGAUGGAAUACAGAGGUUAGUUCAUAUCUACUAAAAAAUUGAAAAUGGUCCGCCAACGUAGAUCCCAAGUGAUUUCGGAUGGUAAUAAAGCAGAUAAAAGUACAAAUAGUAGUAGUAGCAAUGGCAGCAGUACUUUCAAUGGGAAACCUGGCAAGAAAGCAAAUCUAUUCAGUUAUUGGAAACAUUUCAUAGUAGGGACAGUUCUAAGUAUAGCAGUCUGCUUUGGUUAUAUGGGCUACCUUGAGACGAGAGUCAAUACUCCCCUUGAUGACAAAAAGGUAGUAACAAAGAGUGGCUUGGAUGUACCUGAUCUUUUUUGGGGUACCUACAGACCUGGAACCUAUUUUGGUUUAAAAACUCGUGAACCUCACUCUAUGGUAACUGGACUUAUGUGGUAUUUCCCAAGACAGCUGAGACUAGGAGGGGAUGGUAUUAGGCAUUGGUGUGAACAGAGUGAUAAUCUAGAAAAAUUUGGCUGGCUUCAACAUGAUGCUCACAACUUUGGUAUUCAAGAAAUAAUUGAUGGACCAUUCAGAUUGCUGACAUCCUUUGUUAAAAGGCCUGGAGGUUUCAGAGGUGGGGAAUGGACCUCCAGAAUUUCUGUAGAUUUCUCAACUGCAGAUGACAGGAUGGUGGAUGAAGAAGUUUCACUGAUAUGGUACACUGCUUUGGAUGAAGAAACUAUGGGUUACUUGGAACCUACAAAUUCAGCUACCAAAAUAACAGGCAUAAGAGGAAAAACGCCUACUUUGGGAGAGUUCACAUUAAAAUUCACUAACACCACUGGUUUGUUGGUCCAUGAAUCUUUUUUGAGUACCACAGUGCCUGGUAUAGAUCUUCUCAAAGAAACAGUAUUUGCCUCAUUGAGACUUUCCCAAGAUAAAUCACAAAAAUCCGAAAAAAUAGUUCUGGGUGGACAGUUGACUUCAUUCAUUGGAAAUGAAAAGAUAAAUCCGAAUUUGGUGGCGAUUCAGUUGACUGGAAAAGUUCCGUUUGCCGUUGAUGUUGUCUUCGAAUCGGCCAGUUCAUCGAACAAACAAGAAACUUUGGUCGGCAAGACCUACACGAAAGCACUGGCUUGGCACAAAAACCGAUUCGACCAGAAGUUUGAGGAUGUUUUCGGCUUGAAAGCAAAAGGGUAUAGUGAAAAGCACAUUGCAUUUGCCCAAGCUGCUUUGAGCAAUAUGGUGGGCGGAAUUGGAUAUUUUUAUGGUGCUUCAAAAGUUCAGAGUACUUAUAGCGAAGAGCCUGUCAACUAUUGGAGAGCACCUCUUUACACUGCAGUACCUUCGAGGAGCUUUUUCCCCAGAGGAUUUCUUUGGGACGAAGGUUUCCACGGACUUUUGAUAUCAGAAUGGGACGUGGACGUCGAAUUGGACAUCAUCAGCCACUGGUUCGACUUGAUGAAUGCUGAGGGUUGGAUACCGCGAGAACAAAUUUUGGGCGUUGAAGCUUUGGCCAAAGUGCCCGCCGAAUUCGUAGUGCAAAAGAACACCAACGCCAAUCCGCCCACAUUCUUUUUGACCCUGGAUCAUAUCCUCGAUCGAUUCGAAGACUCUUUGACGGAUGACAGGCUCGCCGUUUUAGAUAGACUGUAUCCACGAUUACAGGCAUGGUACGCCUGGUUUAACUCGACGCAAAAAGGCGCUACAGCCGGCUCGUACAGAUGGCGCGGCCGCGAUGCCGAUUCCCAACUCGAACUCAAUCCGAAAACGUUGACUUCCGGUUUGGACGACUAUCCGCGCGCCUCCCAUCCCGACGCUUCAGAACGUCACGUGGACUUGUAUUGCUGGAUGGCCGUCGCGGCACGCGUCAUGGCACGGCUAGCCGAUUUGCUGGCGAUCGACGGCCGUCGGUAUCGGCAGACGGCUGAGUAUCUCUUUGACAACGAGUUGCUGGACUCCCUCCAUUGGUCCGAGUACGCCAAUGUCUACGCCGACUACGGACUGCACACCGACGCCGUCAAACUGACAAGACCGACGCCGCUGCCGCGCUCCCAAAACCGGAACCUGGAGAUGCGCAGGUCGGUGCUGAAGACGCCCGAGCACCGGUUGGUCGACUCCACUUUCGGCUACGUCGGCCUGUUUCCUUUUCUGUUGCACUUGGUGCGCCCCGAUUCGCCCAAACUGGGCCGGAUUCUGCAGGAUUUGCGGAACCCCGAGCUGCUGUGGACGCCGUUCGGGCUUCGCUCCCUCUCCAAAAGCAGCCCUUUGUACAUGCGCCGAAACACCGAGCACGAUCCGCCCUAUUGGCGGGGCCAGAUCUGGAUCAACGUCAACUUUCUCGCUCUGCGUGCCCUUCACCACUACGCGAGGGUGGAAGGGCCGUACAGGGUGAAAGCACAAAGUGUUUACGGGGAGUUGAGGGAGAACGUGGUGGGCAACGUGAUGCGGAGGUAUUUCGAGACGGGGUUCGUGUGGGAGCAGUAUAAUGACAGGACUGGGGAGGGGAGCGGGUGCAAACCGUUUACAGGGUGGUCGGCGCUAGUGGUGCUCAUGAUGGGAGAACGUUAUUGAAUUGAGGGAGUUCGAGAUGUUUUUGCUUGGUAAUAAAGGGAAAAAUAUCGAUU
This is a messenger RNA of Phaedon cochleariae (mustard beetle), 2610 nucleotides long. NCBI's taxonomy places the organism in Eukaryota, Metazoa, Arthropoda, Insecta, Coleoptera, Chrysomelidae. The record is from the annotation of a GenBank genome assembly.